AUAGGCACCUGUCAUUAUCUGUCAUCGUAAUUUUUUCCGAGAAGAAAAUGUGUGGGGUUCUUCGUUAUCACGUUUAGUGACCCUUUUUGGCCCGUAUUCGUUUGGUGUCACAUGUGCAUUAUUAAACUGAAAUAGCCAAACCACCCAAAAUCUAUUGGUUUUUAAGAAAUUUAUGUUAGAAGAAAAUGGGUAACGUGCACGCUUAUUCAUCACCAGCCCCUCCGCCGCCACCACCAUCGGCCACGCCGUACACCAAAACGGAAACAUCCACCUCAGGAUCCCCCCAAGAAGUUGAAAACCCCGGUCCUCUCGAAGAUAUUCAUACAAAAUGCAAAAAUAUAUUCCCGACAAAUUUCGAAGGAGCGAGAGUGAUGCUUACGAGGGGUCUUAGCAAUCAUUUUCAAAUUUCACAUACGAUUAAUAUGAGUUCCAUUACUCCUAGUGGGUAUAGGUUUGGGGCGACUUAUGUAGGAACUAAACAAAUUUCACCCAGUGAAGCCUAUCCUAUCCUACUAGGUGACAUAGACCCGUCAGGGAAUCUUAAUGCUACAAUUAUUCACCAAUUAUGUUCCAAAAUUCAAGCAAAAUUUGGAGCCCAAGUUCAGAAUUCAAAAUUCACUGUUGGACAAUUGACUAUGAACUACAAGGGAUCUGACUAUACUGCCAGCGUUACAGUGGCGAAUCCAGACAUUAUUUCAGGAUCUGGAGUUGUGGUUCUCCAUUACCUUCAAGCUGUAACACCAAGACUAGCCCUAGGUUCUGAGCUUGCGUAUCAAAAGGGGCCAGCCAUACCGGGAGGAGAAAUAGCUCUCUUAAGUGCCGCAGCAAAAUAUACCACAGAGAAUACGCAAAUAUCUGGAACUUUGGGUGUCUCAGGCGUCCAUUUAUGUUAUUACCAAAAGGCCAGCAGUCAGUUGCAAAUAGGUGUAGAACUGGAAGCGAAUCCGCGGAUGCAGGAAUCUGUAGCGUCCAUAGGAUACCAAGUUGAUUUGCCAAAGAGUGAAGUGGUAUUUAAGGGGCAUGUAGACUCAAACUGGUCCGUGGGGGCCGUUUUAGAAAAAAAACUAAGUCCUUUGCCUUUUACACUGGCUCUAAGUGGGCUUUUGAAUCACAACAAAAAUCAGUUUAGACUUGGUGUUGGAAUUCUAAUUGGAUAACUUCCUAAUUCUGAAUGAAAAGAAUAUUUCAAAUUAAUUAUCGUUGAACUUGUCACUAGGAAAGCGGAUUUUAGUAUUUUUUUUUAAUUUGUACCGUUUAUUAAUAAAAUGAAGUCAGUUUUGUAUAUACUAUACAUAAUUGUUUUUAUAUUUCCAGAAAUUGAAGUUGUUCCAAGACUUGAUUGUAUGUAGACUUAGAUAACAACUUAAAUUGUUAAUGCAUUUGAUCCUUAAUUUCAUAAUAGGUUGUGCAUAAGACACAUACGUGAUUUUAUUUAUGUGUAUAUGCAUACGUCAAACAUGUUGUUCCUAAUUGUGUUUGAGAAACCUGUUAUAAAAAUAAGUUUUGUUAUUUUUUUUUACAUUUUAAAAAUUAGGCCAUGUAAUAUAGAGAAUCAAUUAAAAACUUUGUUGAAA
This is a messenger RNA of Tribolium madens (black flour beetle), 1574 nucleotides long. RefSeq names its product mitochondrial import receptor subunit TOM40 homolog 1-like. Gene Ontology annotation, biological process: protein import into mitochondrial matrix. The record is from RefSeq and is a predicted model, not a curated record. Gene Ontology annotation, molecular function: transmembrane protein transporter activity. Bases 186 to 1157 code for a protein of 323 amino acids. Gene Ontology annotation, cellular component: mitochondrial outer membrane; mitochondrial outer membrane translocase complex. The transcript is spliced from 4 exons. NCBI's taxonomy places the organism in Eukaryota, Metazoa, Arthropoda, Insecta, Coleoptera, Tenebrionidae.